This is a messenger RNA of Entrophospora sp. SA101, 354 nucleotides long. Lineage: Eukaryota; Fungi; Glomeromycota; Glomeromycetes; Entrophosporales; Entrophosporaceae. The record is from the annotation of a GenBank genome assembly.
AUGAAAGAAGAAACAUUAAUGAACGUAAUCAGUGAUGAAAGAUUGUUAACCCCUUGGCAAGAUACAUUUAUUAUUGCCGAAGCAAUUAAAGAAAAUAGCUUGGACGAAGGAAUAUUGAAAGCAAUUCAACAGCAAGAGGAGAAAGCGGAUUAUAUAGAAAGCGAGGAUGAGGAAGAAAGCGAAAAGAAUGAAGUAAAAAAUACUGAAAAUAAGAACAAAAAAACUCAUGCUGAAAUGAAAAUAAUUAAUAGGUUGUAUAAGAAACAGCAACCAGUUAUUGAUAAGUAUGAUAACGAUAAAUAUAGAUGGGAUGUCUACGGAACUCAUGGUAGUAGCGAGCAUAAAGAAAAUUGA